AUGAGAAUUUUGCUUCAGGCUCCCAGUGAGGAGUGGGGAUCCGGGGACCAGGGUUUGGAUGUCUGGUUCCCUGAAACCCCAUGGGAGGGGGGAGAACCGGGGGGCAGCCCCGGCCAGCCGGGCUGGGGCGCUUCCCCCAGCGGUGGAGCCCGGGGGCUCUGCCCCCGCACUCGGGGCUGGAGCCAGCGCGUAGCCGCCAGCGGGGCAGCCUCCCACGGGUCCAGCGGGGCUGCUCCGGCCCGGCCAGGAGGGACGGAAGGGGAGGAGACCAAGGCAGCCCGGAGAGAGGGGCUCGGCCGGCCGCCCGGCCAGACCAGGCUGGCGGGGACCGAGGCAGCAGCUCCAAUCGGCUCCUCCGGCGGGGUCCCGGCGAUCAGCCGCGCCAUGUGCUGGGCUCUGGCCGCCGCCUUGCUGGGGACCCUGCUGCUGCUGCUGCUGGCGCUGCGCUCCCGGCGGACGCGGCUACCGAGUGAACCUCCACUUGACAGAGGUCUUGUUCCUUGGCUGGGACAUGCUGUGGAAUUUGGAAAAGAUGCUGCCAGCUUCCUGUCUAAAAUGAAGCAAAAACAUGGCGAUAUUUUCACAAUCCAGGUUGCCGGGAAAUUUAUCACCAUCUUGUUGGACCCUCACUCGUAUGAUUCGGUGCUUUGGGAGUCAAGUUGUCAACUAGAUUUCAGCAAAUAUGCGCGCCUUUUAAUGGAUCGAAUGUUUGAUGUCAAACUGCCUGACUAUGACCCCAAUGAGGAAAAGGUCAUACUGAGAUCGGCUCUGCAAAACAAGAACCUCCCAUCCCUCACUAAGGCGAUGUUCUUCAACCUUCAGACCCUUCUGCUUUCUGACCCAAGCAAUUUGAGCCGGCAGUGGAUAGACGAAGGCUUGUUUAAUCUCUCCUAUGGUAUGAUGCUCAGAGCUGGAUACCUGACCCUGUAUGGAAAUGAAGGAGAAAACUGCAACGAUCCUUCUUGCCAAGAUAAAGACCGGGCCCAUUCUGCUGAGGUCUACAAUGCAUUUUAUAAAUUGGACCAGCUGUUGAUGAGAGCGGCCCGCUCCAUGCUAACUGCAGCGGAAAAGAAGGAAGCUGCCAGCCUCAAGGGACAUCUCUGGAAGCUACUGUCUGUAAAAAGACUGAAUUCCAAAGCCAACAAAAGCCUUUGGCUAGAGAGCUACAAGCAGCACCUAGAGGAACUGGGAGUGGAUGAGGAUAUGCAACCCAGAGCCAUGCUGAUGCAGCUCUGGGCCACACAGGGUAAUGCAGGUCCUGCAGUUUUUUGGCUUCUCCUGUUUCUUCUAAAACAUCCUGCAGCCAUGGCAGCAGUUCAAGGUGAAUUAGAAAAAGUAAUUAGAAACAGAGGACAAACAAUGAAACAGAUGCAAGGCAUUAGCCAAGAGAUGCUGGACAGCACUCCUGUUUUUGACAGUGCACUGAAUGAAACACUGCGUUUGACAGCAGCCCCUUUUAUCAGCAGAGAAGUACUUGCAGACAUGCAACUGAGACUGGCAGAUGGCAGGAAGUUCAGCCUGAGAAAAGAAGACAGACUCUGUCUUUUUCCAUAUUUGAGCCCACAGAUGGACUCCGAAAUCUAUGAGGAGCCGGAGAAAUUUAAAUACGACAGAUUCCUGAAUGCAGACAACACGGAGAAAAGAGAUUUCUAUAAAGGAGGGGAAAGGCUGAAAUAUUACAACAUGCCAUGGGGAGCAGGAAUUAACACAUGUAUUGGAAAGUUCCAUGCAGUCAAUAGCAUCAAACAGUUUGUUUUCAUCUUGUUAACCAAUUUUGACUUGGAACUGAAAGAUCCUGAAGCAAGAAUCCCAGGGUUUGACAAGGAAAGAUACGGCUUCGGAAUGUUACAGCCAGAGAAUGACAUCAUGAUUCAAUAUAAAUUGAAAGAUUAGUAAAAUAGCAAUGGCUUCCCUUCCAUCAUCCAGCUGGUCUCCUCUGUGUUCCUCUGGUUUUUCUGAGAACUGUCAUCGAACUGAUUCUAGAUCCAAGUAGUGUAUUUUGGCUUUAUUAAUUAAUCCAUUGGGCUGGGGUAAUGGUAGCAGUUAGAACAUUAGAAGGAAAAAAGUCACCAUUAUGUUGGCUUUGUACCUUCUAGAUUAAGCUUUAAUGCUAAAUGACUCUAGUUAAUAGGGGAGCUUCAACAUACCAUACAGUCAUGUUUAGUAACUAAUCACUAGAUAUAGUCAAAGCAAACUUUACAUCACGGAAGCACGUUUCAAGGGAGACUAUAAGCUAUUGUGUGUAACUCUCAACCAAUUUUGCACAUUCAUGGAAUUUCUUGCAAAUCCUUGGGUACGACUAAAUAUAUCUAGCAGAGUCAUGACACAGAAAGCUGAGUUUUUAUUUCUGAGUAGCUGGGCCUUGGCAUCCAUACGGAGGGUUGGUCUUCCUGCACCCCAGCAUGAGAGAGAACUUUGGAAAGGAAGAUACACUUGAGUGGGUCAGCAUCAUUAAGCAUAUUGUGUCUUAGUGGAAUUAUCUGAUCAUUUUGACUGCUGAAGGUAAGGGGCCAUUCCAGCUCAUAGGUUUACAGCCCAGAUUAUGGGCUGGCCAGACAAAUUGCACACAGCACAGGUAGGUAGGAGGGAUGUGUGGUGUGGGAGAGAGUGUUGGAAAGUGACAUAAUGUUCACCAUUUGCACUCUCCUAAUCUUGGAGCUCUUGAAUGCAGGCUGGUCCUUCAGGCUGCUCUAAUUUAUGGAAGAUGUUGAUGGCUCCAAAGAGAUGCUGCCCUGUGCCCCCUUUCCUCCAGCCACACCAACUGCAUUGGUAGCAGGGAAAGGCAACAAGAAGGAG
Molecule: messenger RNA, 2796 nt
Organism: Mauremys mutica (yellowpond turtle)
Lineage: Eukaryota; Metazoa; Chordata; Testudines; Geoemydidae
Gene: PTGIS
Product: prostaglandin I2 synthase
Exons: 11
Coding region: 1-1893 (630 amino acids)
Biological process (GO): prostaglandin biosynthetic process
Molecular function (GO): oxidoreductase activity, acting on paired donors, with incorporation or reduction of molecular oxygen; iron ion binding; monooxygenase activity
Source: RefSeq, a predicted model, not a curated record